ACUCCACACCUUCCGGAGCCUGGCCUGGCCCGGCCCAGCCCAGCCCCUCCGCUGUUUCCCAGUUCCUGGCGGCAGGCUGGGCUUAGGCGGUCAGACCGCCAGUGGGAGGCAAGCGGGGAGCCCCAAACGGAGGCCACACCCAAGAAGGCAGCUCACAGACUGUUAGCAACUUCGCGGGGAGUGGGGUCCGGGAGGCGAGUGGGCCGCAGGGGUCGCUCGGGCCACGCCCCCCACGCCCCCCCCCCCCACGCCCCGCUGACAGCCCGGGCUUGCUGGGGGCGGGGGGGGGGGGGGCGUCUCCCUGGGCGGGAGGACCUGCUAGUGCACUGGCGGUCCACAGCGCCGCAGCCUCGGUGCUGGGGAAAGAUGGCCUAUCACCUCGAAGCUCCGCCGGACCCACGCUGCACCCCCGAGAGGCCGCCUUUGCUUCUGGGGCACCGCGCAGCCUCCCGACCUUCGCACCGGGAACCGUUUCCGGGGCGAAUGCUUUUCGUAGCUGACCCGGCGCGGCCCGUGACGCGAGAGCCCAGACGGAAGUGCGGGCGGAGGAGCCGGAGCCCGAGCCGGAGCCCGACCGAGAGCAGGUCUCGGGGGCUCCGGCUGUGGGGACUGCUGGGCCUGGCAGCGAUGGCGACCCUGUGGGCCGGCUUCCUUCGUCUCGGCUCCAUGCUCAGCCUGUCCUGCCUGGCGCUCUCGGUGCUGCUGCUAGUGCAGCUGUCGGACGCCGCCAAGAAUUCUGAGGAUGUCCGAUGUAAAUGUAUCUGUCCUCCCUAUAAAGAUAAUUCUGGGCGUAUUUAUAAUAAGAACAUAUCCCAAAAAGACUGCGAUUGCCUUCAUGUUGUGGACCCCAUGCCUGUGCGGGGGCCUGAUGUAGAAGCAUACUGUCUACGCUGUGAAUGCAAAUAUGAGGAGAGAAGUUCUGUUACGAUCAAGGUUACCAUUAUAAUUUAUCUCUCCAUUUUGGGCCUUCUGCUUCUGUACAUGGUAUAUCUUACUCUGGUUGAGCCCAUACUGAAGAGACGCCUGUUUGGACAUUCACAAUUGAUACAGAGCGAUGAAGAUGUUGGGGAUCACCAGCCUUUUGCAAAUGCCCACGAUGUGCUGGCCCGCUCCCGCAGUCGAGCCAAUGUGCUGAAUAAGGUAGAGUAUGCCCAGCAGCGUUGGAAGCUUCAAGUUCAAGAGCAGCGAAAAUCCGUCUUUGACCGUCAUGUUGUCCUCAGCUAAUUGGGAAUCGAAUUCAAGUCUGCCAGCCUCAUCAAAGCCCUGACUUACCUAUUUGAAUUUUGCACUGACUAUGUUAUCUGGACAUCUGGUUGGCCUGUGGCUGUACUUCAUGGUAAAUUGGAUCUGAAAUGCCUGGUGGCUCUUCACAAGAUGCAGAUUUUCUUCAUGUACUGUGAUGUCUGAUGCAAUGCAUCCUAGAACAAACUGGCCAUUCGCUAGUUUACUCUAAUGAAUAAACAUAGUCUUGGUGUGUGGUCUUUCUCAUCUUCUUCUAGUAUCUUUAAGGAUGAAUCCUAAGGACUUGGACACUUGCAAUAAAGAAAUUUUCUUUUAGACCCAAGCCUCCCUGGAUUGAUGACAUACACAUAUUUGUCAGCAUCUCCAGUCAGGUUGAGAGGCAGCUGUUUGAGCUGUAGUGUGUACAGCUUUGAACUAGCACUGGAGUUCCAGUUGCCUCCCUCUGAAACGUAUAGCAGUUAUUGGAUAACUGGCUUUUUUCUUCCUAUGUCCUCUUUGAAAUGUAACAAUAAAAAUAAUUUUUGAAACACCUA
This is a messenger RNA of Mesoplodon densirostris (Blainville's beaked whale), 1775 nucleotides long. RefSeq names its product transmembrane protein 9B. Gene Ontology annotation, biological process: positive regulation of canonical NF-kappaB signal transduction. The coding region runs from base 367 to 1224 and encodes 285 amino acids. Lineage: Eukaryota; Metazoa; Chordata; Mammalia; Artiodactyla; Ziphiidae. Gene Ontology annotation, cellular component: lysosomal membrane. The transcript is spliced from 7 exons. The record is from RefSeq and is a predicted model, not a curated record.